CCCUCCACCAGCGGGCACCCUUCUCCGGAAGCUGACGGUGAUUGGCAAGCUUUAAUGAGGAAGGAGGGGCCAGUUUCCAUGGCGUGAACACAACAGAGUUCUGACCCUUAAGACACCUGCCCCUGCUGAGCACUUCAGAUUUCAAACAAGAUAUUGUUUUUGUCAUGGAAUUGACCAAAAUGUCGGACAUGACAAAGCUCCACCAGGCUGUGGCUGCAGGGGACUACAAUUUAGUGAGAAAGAUUUUGAAAAAAGGUCUCUGUGACCCAAACUACAAGGAUGUGGACUGGAAUGACCGAACCCCCCUUCACUGGGCGGCAAUCAAAGGGCACGUGGAGGUGAUUCAUGUCCUUCUAGAAUAUGGAGCCAGGCCCUGCCUGGUAACCGAUGUGGGCUGGACCGCAGCUCAUUUUGCAGCUGAGUCAGGCCAUGUGAAUGUGCUCAAAGUUCUCCAUGGACUGCAUGCUCCCAUCGAUGCCCCCGACUUCUUUGGAGACACACCAAAGAGGAUUGCACAGAUCUACGGGCAGACCGCCUGUGUGGCCUUCCUGGAGAAGGCUGAGCCCGAGUGCCAGGACCACCGGCGCACCGCCAGGGAGAAGGGGCUGCCUCUGGACCAGCAGGACGAAGACUGGGAUGCCAAGAAAAGGGAGCUGGAGCUGUCUCUCCCUUCCUCAAAUCGAAACACUGAUAAGAAAACGAAUAAAACAAUUCGAGCCCCCACCAGACCUGGCCAUAUGAAGGAGAGAUGGGCAUGAGAAGGACAGCGUCCUCGGCAGCUCUAGCACGCAGGUUGGCUGUGGGGAACUGUCCCUGGACCAGAGUAGGAGUUGUGAGACCUGUACCAUCAUUAUGUGAUGUUUCUUAGAGACCGUUACCCAGAUGACUUCUUUUGGUAGCUCAGCACCUGCCAUUGGAUCUGAAGCCUUGCUGGGUGUCCUCUGCUGGAGCAGCUGCCUCUCUGCUGAGGCGCACUGUCCCCAGGAAUUGCCAGGAAUAGCCAAGCAUUCGCUGCUUGUACGUGGUCACCAGUCAUUUGCACUGUCAGCAUCCUCUGGCCCCGCUGUGUUGUUAUAGAAUUUCAGGAGGCAAUGAAAGCACUCACCCUAAGGGAACUUGAUUGUUGAGAUGAAAAACAAACAAAAAAGUAGUAAUAAAAUCUCAGAAAUUUCCUACCUACUCAGUACAGUUAAUCGGUGACAAAUAUGAUUUGUUGUCCCAUAAACGAAGCAAAGAGGUGAACAAAGGUAGCUCCCAGCUUCCAGCUAUGGCUUUCCUGCGUGGGGCGGAGGGCCGCAAUCCCAGAGCGGUCAUUUCUACCAAUGACCGCUUCCCCAUAGGAGUAGAGAUCCGGGCGAUAGACCAGCUUGGUGAGCGAGAACUGGGAGCACGGACGAGGAUUCGCUCCCUCCCACGUAACAAGCGAGGGGUAGCACGAGAACUAGGAUGUGUGAUUCCGUCUUUACUGUCUGGUGUGCGUGUUAGGAAAUCUCAGUACAGAUAAGGUUAUUUCCAGUUAAAAUGUCACAUCCAACCUGAGAUGUGCUCUCCAUGUGAAAUACGUAUCAGAUUUUGAAUACUUAGAACAAAAAAGGUAAAGUGGUUCAUUAACAAUAUUAUUGAUUAUGGGUUGAAAUGAUCAUAUUUUGGAUAAAAUAUGUCACUGGCAGGAAUUUUGCUCUCUUUCUCUCCACUUUUUAAAAUACGUGGCUGCUAGAGUGUUUAAAAUUACGUGGCUGGCUUGCUUUAUUUUUGUUUUGUUUUGUUCUGUUCUGUUCCAUUGGUGGGGGGGGGGGGGUUGUUUGUUUGUUUGGGCUAUCAGAUAGUCCUGCAGUAGAAACCAGAAAAUAUUUAGAGCCUCCACCAGACAGCUGGCCUGAUAGACUCCAAUUAAUAGUUUUUCUACCUAAAUCAAUGUCUUUGGACACCUAACAUCCUCAUUACACUUUCCUCAAUUAAUGCUUAUGUUAAUACAGGCCAUGCUUGGUUUGGAUUCUCUGAAAUGAAUAAAUGCUUGAACCUCUGGUAGGAAAGUUGUAGAGCUACGGAGGAUACCUUUUCUAGUGUUUGUAUCCAUCCUGAGCAUCAAUCCCCUUUCUCUAUGCUCAGCAAGUCCCAGAGGUGGUUCCUGCUUGCUGUGCUCCUGUUGGUCCUCAACUGGGGUACGAACUUUGGAAGACACCUGACUCAAGCUGGACCACUCAGAUUCUUCUCCUGGGAGCCAGCUGGUUCUGGUGUCUGAGACUAGGCUCUGGGUACAGGGGGGGGUCUCUGCCUCUGUCCUGACCUGCCCCACACUGCCCUUGACAGCUGUGCAGAGUCCAUCCUCUCUCCGAGUUCACACUUCCCCUCCUGCGAGCCGCAGCUCAUGCAGAGGCUUGCAGUUGGAGAAGGGGUGGGGGUGGGGUGGAAAAAGACCCAGGCUGCAAUACAGAGCACCCCCAAGUUGAAGAAAGGCCUGUCAUUUCCCCCUUCAUCCUGAGACCCCGUCUUCGCAGGGGUCUACCCCCACCAAUGAGCCCCUCCCUCACUGGCCCUCAUUCUCCUCACUAAGCCCCCUCCAUCUCAGAGCACUCAGUCACGUCCAUGAGUCCUCUCUCCACAAUCUCCCCUCCACCCUCAGCCCUAGCAACAUCCUCAGAAAGGCAUAGACAGGGCCUAUGACUGAGCCCGGCUGGGGGUGGAGAAGUUGGAGCGGGAUUGGGUUCUGCACUUCUCCUCUUGCCGGGGACCUCCUGGGCUCCCUACUCCCUGUGUAGCCUCAGGAGCAGAAGGGUCUCUCUCCAUUCCCACCUCUGCCCUCAUCACUGCUUCUGGUUCCUGAGCUACUCACAGCGGGUCUUCCUCUGGAACAAUAUGUCCGCCUAAGUGCCAGCUACCGUGCACUGGGCUGAAAAAACAGCAGGGAAAUCUCGCCCAAAGAUUGGACAUGGGGGAUGGCAGUUUUGCUUGGUGUGGUCAAGCACCCAUUUCGGAGGAACAUUGAUGACCAGAGGUUGUGGGCCAGGAGCUGGGAAGGGAGGAACUGAGAAACCCUGGGGCUGAGCCUGCCCCCCAGGCCUGGCCCCUCAGCCUUGGUAGGCUCCUUGGAGGAGAAUUAAUAGAAGC
Molecule: messenger RNA, 3108 nt
Organism: Mustela erminea (ermine)
Lineage: Eukaryota; Metazoa; Chordata; Mammalia; Carnivora; Mustelidae
Gene: ANKRD66
Product: ankyrin repeat domain 66
Exons: 4
Coding region: 165-758 (197 amino acids)
Molecular function (GO): protein binding
Source: RefSeq, a predicted model, not a curated record